Molecule: messenger RNA, 3237 nt
Organism: Fusarium verticillioides 7600
Lineage: Eukaryota; Fungi; Ascomycota; Sordariomycetes; Hypocreales; Nectriaceae
Exons: 2
Coding region: 1615-2613 (332 amino acids)
Biological process (GO): regulation of transcription by RNA polymerase II
Cellular component (GO): nucleus
Source: RefSeq, a predicted model, not a curated record
CUAAACCACAAAGGCGUCCGAAUCUCCAAAUUCUCACCUAAUUUCAAUUUCCCCUCUCUCAACACCCAAAACUGUCACCACCAGGGAUCAUCUGCAACUCAAAUGUUAUUCAACCCGCAGAAUCCUCACUCCUUACUCGUUACGAACUGACCCUCUCACCCUUAGUGAGCUCAUUGAUCUUCGGUAGUCUCGCCAAUGCCUUACUUGGGAUUAUCGUCGUCACCACCAGCGUCAUCUGCUUGUGCCACCCACAUGCUGGUGCUCUGAUACAUACGCAACAACUCCACGCCAAAGUCCGCGAUACGCUGGUAGUCGCAAGCCUGUCGCAAACUAGCAUUGAUUUGGACCAUCAAUCUAGCAAGCCGCGACAUGUCCCGCUCAAGACUCAGUGGUCUAGACGUUGAUACAUCAAUCCCUUUUGAUAUUGUUCUCGUUGGACAAAGCUGCCCACUUUAUGUUCGACCGUUGCCACCUGGAAAAUAAGGAUGUGAGGCCUCACAACCACAGGACCAACACCAACCUGGCACGAUGAGUCAGGCACCUAUGGGAUACCAACUUGGACGAGGCCGACCAGUCAUCGUAUGCUUCAUCCAUUUUUGGAAGCUGCCUUGAUUUAUCUGAUCUCACGCCCAAUAAGUGCACACUAUUUGGAAACAGAGAUGUUCACUGGACUGUUAGCGACUUGAACGGUAGCAGCCUGACGCCUGUUGAGUCCUAAGAGCCAGGGUCGGCCAAGUCACUACUCUGUGCACGUCACGGACUUGAACGUGGAAAAUCCUGGCAGAUGAUACGGAUCCUCCAAUAAGCAAAGUUGGCUUAUAAUCCAGAGACUGUGAACAAGAUCACGAGAUCCUAUCGGAAUGCAUCUGCAAAGGAUCCAUAGACGCGGCCCGCACAGCCUCAUGCCUAACUAUGCUAUCUUCAAGCGAAGAUCAGAAAAGGCAACGAAUACGAUUAAUGGGCGGACACACAAGCAAGUCUACUUGCGUGCUGUUAGUCGUCGUCGUAGCCUUGCAAUUCCCCACGCCUCCAUUAUGCGACGCCACCCAAAGAGGCACGGCGCGUGAGUCACGAUUUUUAACGCUUCCACAUAAGUCCAAGGACUUUGUUUAUUAUGGGACCUGCCGUAUCGAGUCAUCGUUACCCGUCGUCUGCCUGGAGUAACAGUCAAAUACUAAUAAAGUCGUGUUCGCAACAAAGUUUCGCCCAACAAUUCGGAUCCGUCGGCGCCACAAUACUUUCUUUUGCUGAGCCACGCACACGCGAUGUCACGUGCUGACUCUGACUAAUCCUUGAUUUCCAGUACUCCACCUUGUUCUACCCAUUGCCUUCCGCUUUUUCAUACCAGAAUUUUCAGGCUUCCAACCUUCAAGCUUCAUUCAUCAUAACCAACCCGAACUGAGCGAGCAGUCAUCGGCAUAGCGAUUUGCAAUCACGCCUCCUCUACCAUUCAACACCAACUCUCGCCUACGGUUCUCUAUAAAGCGCAUUCUCGCUCCCCGACCAUAAGCAACGCUUUUAAUUCACGCGCCUCUCGAUUACAAACUCCUGCGACCGCGAUUGUUGCGUCGCCUUCCAAUUGUCGCAAAGCAAUAUCAGUCACUUACAGGCACUAUGAGUGUCGCAUUCGAGCCUCGUAACUUUAUCCAUGAUGGGAGCUAUCCUCCCAUCGGUGACGACCACGAUCAUGGUGCGGAUCAAAGAUUUACAGACAGCGAUGUCGCCGAGCAACUCAGUCAUUACACAACCGAAGCAUCCAUGCUCCCGGAUACCACAGGCGUUCUUGGAGAUGAUAGAGGGAUGAUGCCGGAGGAUGCUGCUGCUGUUCAGGAAGCAACCCGACUCGAUCUAGGACCCCACACGUUCCCGUCCCCGAUCGAGGACGCUAUGCAAGCACCAUCACUCGACCCUCUACCCGAUGACAAAGAUCUUUCCCCGAGUAUCGAAUCUCCUCCUCCUUCGUCUUCUCGAGUGAAGUCCAUUCCAAAGCCCGAGAGAGAUGCUGUCAAGGGCGCCGACGGCAAGUUUCACUGUACCUUGGACGAUUGCAAGGAAGAAGUCCGAGUAUUUUCGCGCAAAUGCGAGUGGAACAAGCACAUGGACAAGCAUGAACGGCCGUACCGAUGCCCUGCCGAGGGGUGCGAAAAUCUCCCUGGUUUCACAUACUCGGGCGGUUUGCUUCGGCAUGAACGAGAGGUUCAUGGCAAACAUGGAGGGCCCAAGAAUACGGUCAACUGUCCUCAUCCUAACUGUAAGCGACACACCGGCAAGGGAUUCUCAAGACAAGAGAACCUGAACGAGCACCUACGUCGGGUUCAUACCAAUCCUGAUGGAUCUACUCCUACCGAAAUCGUUCAAUCACCCGGCGACAACGACAGCGAAAAGACGGGCAUGAAGCGCAAACGCCACUCGAGCGAGCAGGCCACUGAGGAGUUGACCGAACUCAGGGAAGAAGUCAAACGCUUGAAGGAGGAGAAUGAGAAGCUGAGGGCCGAGAUGAACCAAAACUCCCAACAUUCUCUGUCUAUGAUGGCCCAGAUCGCCGAGUUGCAGGACGCUCUGCGUGAAGGUCUCGGACAUACCCUGGGAGCUCCCACUGCACAGAUGAUCUAGGAUCCAAUCUUGCCUUUGGCAGUCCCCAAUUUCAGUGGACCAUAAGCAGGAGAUCAAUGUCUGAUGAGCAUCACUACAAGCGGUCUGGGCCAGGCCAAGCUCUGGUACCCUCAGGUUUCAUUCCUUGACAGCUUCAUCUGCUUUCACUCAACAUAUGCACACUCCACUCGGCGUUCGGCUUUAUGCAUGGUGCUCAUGUCUCACAUCAAGUAUGAGUCCUGGUAUGACUCUUUACACUUUUACUCUCAAUUUUUCUGGCACGGCGUUUAUUCCAAGGUACUGGAACUGAAAGAAAUGAUAUCCCCCUCCUGUUUGAUACACAAAUACAAUGCACACGCACACUUCACAUGAUCAAUGAAAGAAUGGCAGAUGGAUUAGGGGCUAUGAAACGGGACGGUAUACCAAGGAGUAUACAUGAGAAAUGAACCAAAGGUGUCUGACGGUUGAGCUUUUUUAUCUGUAAUACCCCCUGUAAUAUACCAGAUGGAUGUUAUGCGCAUCCCUUUUCUUCUCAGAUGAGUGCUAUUAGAGUUCUCAUGUUUCAAAACCAAGUUCCUCGUCCUCUAAACUUCCCCUAUGGACUUUUUUCUGUGCUUGUGAUGCUAUGACUCUUGAUUUCCGGAA